AAUCAUCGGCUCGUCCCCCACUAGACAUACAUGGGAUCAAGUGGGUGUUCGCUGGUAAGUUCCGAUAGGAUCCUCGUGUUCCAUAGCUCCCACGUUGGAUGUGGUCCCUGAUAAUACGCCUCGUAGUGACGGCCAUAUUGUCCAGCCUGUUCUUAUUCACGCUGGAUCAGACGAUUGUCGCUGAUGUUCAGCCAAACAUCAUCGCCGAGUUUGGUUCGAUCAAUAAAUUGCCUUGGCUCUCGGUGUCAUUUCUUCUCGGAACUGCGAGCACGAAUCUGCUCUGGGGACGGAUCUAUAGCCAAUUUAAUCCCAAAUGGAUCUAUAUGCUCUGCGUAGCGAUGUUCGAGAUCGGUUCGACCGUCUGCGGGGCCGCGCCCAACAUGAAUGCACUCAUUAUCGGACGUGCUCUGGGCGGCCUGGGCGGUGGAGGAAUGGACUUGGGCGUGAUGCUGAUGCUGUCCCUGUUCAUGACGCCUCUGGAACGACCGAAGUAUAUCGGCAUCAUCGGGGUGAUAUUCGGUUUUGGCACCGUCCUCAGACCGGUCAUUGGAGGCGCCUUUUCAAUUUUAUACACCCAGAAUCGCAGCCUUAACGGUUUUCAAAAACGGAGUCACGCUUUUGCCCUCCAAUCACCUACGAAACAUCGGACCUACUUUAAUCUUGCAAAGUUCCUCGACACAUAUAGCCAGUAA
Messenger RNA from Aspergillus glaucus CBS 516.65, 692 nucleotides. RefSeq lists its product as uncharacterized. Gene Ontology annotation, molecular function: transmembrane transporter activity. Gene Ontology annotation, biological process: transmembrane transport. The coding region runs from base 99 to 692 and encodes 197 amino acids. The record is from RefSeq and is a predicted model, not a curated record. NCBI's taxonomy places the organism in Eukaryota, Fungi, Ascomycota, Eurotiomycetes, Eurotiales, Aspergillaceae. The transcript has 4 exons.